CCUCCCCCUCGACCCAAAUGACAAGCUAUUGGAGUCGCUCGUUCGCUGUUGCUAACAAAACCACGGAAAUAAAGCUGCAAUGCGGCCACUUUCAUCGUCAUUUGUAGCUUCUUAGUUGAGGUAACGCAGCGUCUGUAACCAGUCGGCCUUCAUCGACCAUUCUUUCGCCAGCAAGUCAUCUGCAGGGGGCGCGCACUGGAACAGUCAGAAGUUAGAUGCCAAGUUAACAUUAGCUGGUUUGCUUUGACAGCUAACCGUUGACGCUAACUAGCUUCUCUCGGGGCCGGUCGACGUCAUUUUCAAAACAAAUCCCGCAAAAUCGAGCGGUCGAGGCUGGACUGUCACCAUUCUACACAAGUGCUUUUUUUUUUUUUUUUCUUGCCUGCUUCGCUUAACGUUAACAGGCAGAUAACACCAUACUGCUGACGGCGAGGCUAACUUUGUGUUUAUUUCUAAGAGCAAGCAGCUUCUGUUUAGGUUCUGCUGCGAUCGUGAGAUUUCAAUUAAGUUGGUGUUGAGCUAGAGUGCUCUGUUGAUUUAAAAAGCCACUUAAGUUCUUUUGAAUCUUGGAUUUAAAUGUCCGAAAAGAGCUCAGCGUCCGGUUCAGACGAAGAUGUGGAACCAGAAUCCGUACAACCUGUGGAGUUCGGGGGCGUGUUGAGCAAGUGGACCAAUUACAUCCACGGAUGGCAGGACCGAUGGGUCGUGUUGAAGAACAACGCUUUGAGCUACUACAAGUCAGAAGAUGAACGGGAAUAUGGCUGCAGGGGCUCUUUGUGCCUCAGUAAGGCUGUCAUCACACCCCAUGAGUUUGACGAGUGUCGUUUUGACAUCAGCGUCAACGACAGCGUGUGGUACCUCCGAGCUGAAGAUCCCGAGCACAGACUCCAGUGGAUCGAGUCCAUUGAGUUACACAAGGCGGAGUCCGGGUAUGGGUCAGAAUCUAGUCUGAGGCGUCAUGGUUCCAUGUUGUCUCUCACCUCAGCAGCCAGCGCCUUGUCUGCCACGUCCACAUCCUCUUUCAAGAAGGGACACAGGCUAUGUGAGAAAUUAGCCGAAAUGGAGACCUUCCGGGACAUCCUUUGCAGACAAGUGGAUACGUUGCAGAAAUAUUUUGACUCUUGCGCUGAUGCUGUCUCCAAAGAUGAGUUUCACAGAGACAAAGUGGAAGAGGAUGAAGAUGACUUCCCUGCUGCCUCAAGACCAGACGGUGAAUGUUGCUACAACAAUAACGGAAGCAAAGAGAAACUGUUUGCCCCCGCUAGUCCCAAAGGCAUCAAUGGUAUUGACUUCAAGGGAGAGGCCAUCACCUUCAAGGCCACCACAGCGGGCAUCCUGUCCACUUUGUCACACUGCAUUGAGCUGAUGGUCAAACGUGAGGACAGCUGGCAGAAAAGGCUGGACAAGGAGCUAGAGAAGAGGAGAAGGGUAGAAGAUGCCUAUAAGUCUACUGUCCACGAACUGAAGAAAAAGUCACACUAUGGAGGCCCGGACUACGAGGAGGGGCCCAACAGUUUGAUCAACGAGGAUGAGUUCUUCGAUGCGGUGGAAGCUGCGCUCGACAGACAAGACAAGAUCGAAGAGCAGUGCCAGUCGGAGAAGGUCAGGAUCCCUCGACUGACUCCCGUUCCGCCCGGCGACGUCUACUCAAGCAUCGGCACACACAGAUUCGCUACCAAGGCACGUAGUCAUUGCUCUUCCCUGUCCUCUGUCGAGCUAGUCAGUGCUUCAGAUGACAUUCACAGAUUCAGCACUCAGGUGGAGGAAAUGGUUCAGAAUCAUAUGACUUACUCGCUUCAGGACGUGGGCGGUGACGCCAACUGGCAGCUGGUCAUCGAGGAAGGAGAGAUGAAGGUGUACAGAAGAGAAGUGGAAGAGAACGGGAUCGUGUUGGAUCCCCUCAAAGCGACGCACGCUGUCAAAGGGGUGACGGGACACGAGGUGUGCCACUACUUCUGGGACACCGCCGUACGCUUGGACUGGGAGACCACCAUUGAAAACUUCAACGUGGUGGAAACGCUCUCCGACAACGCCGUUAUCGUUUAUCAGACACACAAGAGGGUGUGGCCAGCCACUCAGAGAGACGUGCUCUAUCUGUCAGCCAUAAGGAAGAUUCUGGCAACCAAUGAAAAUGAUCCCGACACCUGGUUGGUGUGCAACUUCUCUGUGGACCACGAAAAUGCGGCUCCUUCCAAUCGCUGCAUUCGAGCCAAAAUCAACGUUGCCAUGAUCUGUCAAACUCUGGUCAGUCCACCAGAGGGCGACAAAGAGAUCAGCAGGAACAACAUCUUGUGUAAAAUUACUUAUGUGGCCAACGUAAAUCCUGGCGGUUGGGCGCCGGCCUCGGUGCUCAGAGCCGUCGCCAAGAGAGAGUAUCCCAAGUUCCUCAAACGUUUCACCUCCUACGUCCAGGAGAAGACUUCGGGCAAAGCCAUCCUGUUUUGAGAGGACGUGAAGGGUCGUCCCCCGAAAGACGAAAGCGUGCAACAUGUGUCCUGCCCCAAGACAACCAAGGACCCCCUUCAACACAAGAAACUGCUCGAGUCCAUCAGUAUUUGUCCUUUCAGCUUAACAUCUGUGGGUCCUUUUAUACAUAAGGUUUCCUCCUCAGUGGUUUUCGAAUGAUUGUUAUUGGCUUUUGUGUUUAUUUUGUAGAUUAUUUUGUACAUUUUUUUAUGAUCACAAUACUUGUUGUCUUUUGGGGCUAACCGAUAGCAUCGAUGCUACUUGUUUGCUGCUGCUAAAGAGAGAAAAGUGUGAGUGAGUGUUUCUCGCCUCCCGCCCCUCUUGUGACGACCGAGCCCGCGGUCCGUGGAGGCCGAGCACCCGAAGCUUUUUUUGACCGUGUUUCUCUCCGAAAACUUUAUAUUUGUACGGCUUCUCCGGAGAGCGACCGUGAGACACGACGUAUUGUACAGACAAACCACACUUAGUUUACCAAAGUGAUAAAUGUGAAUUGACUGUUAAAACGCUUGAAUUAGAUGCCGGUAGAUGUCUCAUUGACAACAGAUGCUAUGUCACAGCUUAUCUGCUUGCACCAGGUGGCCAUUUUGGUUGCCGUGGCUCCUGGUAUAAAAGAUUCCUCUCUUUAAUCGAGAGUUAAGUAUGUUUCUUGAUUUUUAAUGCGUCCACCCCCCUGACCUUGACUAAGUUUGUCUUGACUCUGUUAUUUUUGUCUACGUGCACAUUGAGUAAUAUCACCUUCACACAAAAUUUAGCAUUCCAGCGCUACUAUUACAUUUCACGUGGCACACUCCAGUGCACAGUGACUGAUAAUGAUUAACUACGCCCGGGGAUGCCUUAGACACCAGCAUGAGUCUGGUCAUUGUUACUAUACAACCACCACAUGUGCAUUUAUCAACAGUGACGGAAAGUGUGUUUUAGUGUGGUUGGGGGCGAGGGUGGGAGGUUCAGCAUUUCACAUCAUGAUCAUACCUCAACAUUCAAAAGAACUCUGGGUUGUUUUGCAUUCGUUAGCCUUGUCAUCAAAUUAGAUUUUUUUUUUUUUGGAGCACUCGUCCUCCAGCUGGCAGAGUUCAAGAAGGAUUUUGGAUGAUUAAUUUAUAAGAUCUGCGCAUCAUGUCCGCUGAGGAAUACAGCUAUUGUUUUUAAUUUUGAUAUCGUGUCACUAAUCUGCACACUUUGUACGUGUGUAAGUUGUACAUCAGAAGUGUUAUUUGCACUAAAUGUAACGCAAGUUGACAAUGUCAUGUAAAUUAAAAUUGCUACACAGAA
Syngnathus typhle (broad-nosed pipefish) is the source of this 3735-nucleotide messenger RNA. RefSeq names its product ceramide transfer protein-like. The transcript has 18 exons. The record is from RefSeq and is a predicted model, not a curated record. Gene Ontology annotation, molecular function: phosphatidylinositol-4-phosphate binding. Bases 577 to 2445 code for a protein of 622 amino acids. Gene Ontology annotation, cellular component: Golgi apparatus. Gene Ontology annotation, biological process: ER to Golgi ceramide transport. NCBI's taxonomy places the organism in Eukaryota, Metazoa, Chordata, Actinopteri, Syngnathiformes, Syngnathidae.